AUGUUUAAAAACCUUUUUCGUCCACGACGAUCAAAUAAAGAGAAUGAAGAUCAUGAACAGCAGCAACAAUAUCAUCAUCAACAACAACAACAACAACAACAAUAUCAUCAUCAGCAACAACAACAACAACAUUCUGCUAAUGAAUUUGAUCGCAACUUAACCUCCUAUAAAUCGUUAAGAAAUGCGCGUGAAAAGCGAUCAUUCUAUUCAUCUCAUCAUCAUUAUCGAGGAAAUGGGGGUGGCGGAACGGAUGACGGUCUUUCUGCGUCCACAUCACCAUAUCAUAUUGCCACCCAGCGGAAAUACCCACGCAGUACGCAAUCAUGCCACGAUGGUUUCAGUGAUGAUUUCGAUCGAUUCUCUACCAUAAAUAGGUCAUUUGCUAGUGCGGCACAUUCAAAAUAUAAGCCGACUCGUCGUGAAUAUAUGAACAUUGUGCGUCGUAGUCAUUUGAAUUCAGAAUAUGGCAGUUGUGAUCCAUCAUUGAACACUCCACCGCUUUAUAGCAGAGAUUUAGAUGAUUCAGAUGCCGAAACCUGGAAUUCAGAGAGGAUUAUUAAGGCUGGAAACUUUAUUUUAGCUGCAAACGAACGAAAGAAUUAUUAUAAAGAUUUAUACAAACGUGAACGGCAAAAUAGGAUACGUGAUCGUGAGUUGCGAGAUUUGGUAGAGAAGAAGCUUAUGGAUGAUCUCAGAAGUAAGGAAUUGGAAUGCUCCAAUAAUUUGCUACGAAUUAAAGCGCUGGAACAGCAGCUUCAGCAUCACUCCAAUUUUCCACCUCCAAUCCAUGAAUCCUCUUUUCGCAUUCCACAUUUCUGCACCCCUUCAUCAUCCAAUACCGCAUCAACAAUGGCUGGAGCAGGUGAAGCCCUUUCCAGUACCUCAGAACUGUUUGCUGUUCGAGGUGCUUAUCUGAUAAAUCCAGUAACUGCCAAUACAGGAAUAGCAGGAGCAACAAGUGCAGCAGUAUCCGAUAAUCCUGCCGAAAUGCCGGAUGAAAUGAAAGUUUUCCGGCAACCCGAUGAAUUGCCUUUAGAGUUAGCACGGAACAACAGUCUGGUAGAUGCUCCAGUUGAUGUUAGAAGUGAUGAUGUAGGAGGAAUAUCAGCUAAUUCCUUGGCUGUUCCUUUCAUAAAUCGUGAAAAUUUUAGUGGAACAAUGCUGGAAGAAGACCGUCAAUCUGAUAACGGCUAUGGUACCACCUCAGAAUGUGCUUCUGAGCUUGUUCGAAGCAUACGUCGGGUACAUAGUGAUUCCGAAGUACCACUGAAAGUCAUACAGACAUAA
Acanthocheilonema viteae is the source of this 1287-nucleotide messenger RNA. NCBI's taxonomy places the organism in Eukaryota, Metazoa, Nematoda, Chromadorea, Rhabditida, Onchocercidae. The record is from the annotation of a GenBank genome assembly.